UUUUACCCAGAAGGCAUCGCGAGCCUGGGUAGCUGGAGGGAUGCAGCGGAGGGAGAGACCUCGCGUCGCCCGGGGCGGAGCGGCGCGCCUCGGUCGCGGGGUCGAAGGGAGGCGCGGGCCCGGGUAGAGCCCCGGCCCGAUCCUUGAUUUCCUUCCGUGAGAUCGACUGAGGGGAAAAUGGGCGGGACAGAGCCGAACCGCGCCCUUCGCGCUCAUUUGCAUCCUAUUUGCAUGUCAUUUGCAUGCCCCGUUUGAAAAGUGAGCAGGCCAGAAUUGCAUUAAUUGCAGCUCCGAGCAGCAUGGAAUUUACUCCAGUGGUGGAAAAAGCGAUCAAGCCAAUCGACCAGAGAUCAGUUCAUCAGAUCUGUUCAGGCCAGGUGGUGCUGAAUCUGUCUACUGCCGUGAAAGAGCUGGUGGAAAACAGCCUAGAUGCUGGUGCCACUAAUGUUGAAGUGAAGCUUAAAGAUUAUGGAACAGAUCUUAUUGAAGUCUCUGAUAAUGGCUGCGGUGUAGAAGAGGAAAACUUUGCAGGCUUAACACUGAAGCAUUAUACUUCCAAGAUCCAAGAUUUCUCUGACCUUAUCAAUGUGGAAACGUUUGGUUUUCGAGGUGAAGCUCUGAGUUCCUUGUGUGCGUUAAGCAACGUUUCCGUUGUCACCUGUCACAAGUCUGCCGAUAUCGGGACACGACUGGCGUUUGAUCACAGCGGGAAGAUCACCCGGAGAGUCCCUUUCUCCCGGCCACAGGGGACCACUGUCAGCGUCCAGCAGCUGUUUCAUACUUUGCCAGUUCGACACAAAGAAUUUCAGCGUAACAUAAAGAAGGAGUUUGGAAGAAUGGUUCAGGUAUUGCAAGCGUACUGCAUCAUUUGCACUGGGAUUCGAAUUAACUGCACCAACCAGGUUGGUCAAGGGAAAAAGCAAGCUGUGGUGUGGACCAGCGGAAGCUCUACUUUAAAGGAAAAUAUUGGCGCCAUAUUUGGACAAAAACAGGUACAAACCCUGAUUCCGUUUGCACAGCUGCCUCCGAGCGGAGAAGUCUGUGAAGAAUAUGGCUUGCAUUUUUCUGAUAUGCCCACUAAGCUUUAUACCAUCACAGGAUUUGUUUCCCGUUGCAAUCACGGCGAUGGGAGAAGUGCUGCGGAUAGGCAAUUCUUCUUUAUUAACCAGCGGCCGUGUGAUCCAGGAAAGGUUUCCAAAGUUGUGAAUGAAGUGUAUCAUAUGUAUAAUAAGCACCAAUAUCCAUUUAUUGUUCUUAACAUCCGUGCAGAAUCUGGAUGCGUGGACGUCAACGUGACGCCGGAUAAAAGGCAGAUCUUGCUCCAGGAAGAGAAGCUUCUAUUAGCCAUCCUAAAAACGUCACUGAUGGCCAUGUUUGGCAGGGACGUUAAUAAAUUGGAGGUCAAUCAAAAGCUGAUGGAUGUUGAAGGGAACUUGAAAAGCAUUCUCCAAAACGAGAGAGAAGUGCGUCCCUCGGAAACGUCAUGCAGUUUUUUGCCUCCAAAUCUGGGCGGGAAAGCAAAAAUAGACCUGGCCGUUGCUCGACUGAGGAAAUCCUUUUCUCUUUCUCAAGGGAAGACAUUUGCUUUUCAAGAGGCUGAAAAAGUCAAACAGAAAUGCAGGUCCCCUGACCGGGGAAAACUCCAAAUGUUUGCUGGCAUUUCAGCCUCUCCCUCAAAGAAAACUGCUUCUAACAAGGAGGCUGAAGAUGGAAGCGAGGUCGAUUCAAGGAGAUCCCCGCUUGCAGGCAGGAAGUUGGAGAAAUCAAUUGAAGACAGCGAUUCUGGUUUGGGCAGUGCCUCUGCUGGGUCAGAUGGGAGUUUGAGCACCCCAGAAAUGAGUGCCCAUCUUAGAGCUGAAAGUGCUGUUAGUUCCCCCAGCAAAGAACCCCGUGUUUUUAGAGAAGAAAUUCAGAGCAGCGACUGUGGAUCUAGUGGGGUUUUCUGGCCCUCUGAAUCAAACCAGAGCAAAGGGAAUUUAUCCCCCAAAGCAAAACGUUUUAAGAACAGCCAACCUUGUUCCCCAAAAGCCAGUUCCUCGGAGAUGACGCGUGAGCAGGACUCUGGAGCCCAGCCCUUGUACGACGUCCCAGUGAAAAUAGAAAAGAGAACAGUGCCUCUGACCAUCUCUUGGAGCACCUUGGCAGACCGAAUCCAGAAGCAAAUUAGGCGCCAGGAGACCAAAGGGGAAAUGCUGAAAUUCAGAAAAUUUAGGGCAAAGAUUAGCCCGGAGGAAAGCAAAACGGCGGAGGAUGAGUUAAGAAAGGAAAUAAGUAAAGACAUGUUUGCUAAGAUGGAUAUAGUUGGCCAGUUUAAUCUAGGAUUUAUCAUCACCAAGCUGAAAUCAGACCUCUUCAUCGUUGAUCAGCACGCUUCAGAUGAGAAAUACAACUUUGAGAUGUUACAGGAGCACACGGUCCUGCAGGGGCAGAAGCUGAUCAGGCCUCAAAAUCUUAAUUUAACUGCUGUGAGUAAAAGUGUCUUGAUGGAUAAUCUGGAGAUUUUCCAAAAAAAUGGAUUUGAUUUUGUCGUUGAUGAAAAUGCUCCUGUAACUCAAAGAGUUAAGCUCAUAUCCUUACCAACCAGCAGAAACUGGACUUUUGGUCCUCAAGACAUAGAAGAAUUAAUCUUUAUGUUAAGCGAUUCUCCAGGAAUCAUGUGCAGGCCAUCCAGAGUAAGGCAAAUGUUUGCUUCUCGGGCGUGUCGGAAAUCCGUGAUGAUUGGAACCCCACUCACUGCCAGUGAAAUGAAGAAAUUGAUCGUUCACAUGGGUGAAAUCGAGCACCCUUGGAAUUGUCCGCAUGGCAGACCCACAAUACGACAUUUGGUCAACCUGGACCUCAUUACUCAAGAGUGACAGGCAGUUCAUGCUGUAUUAGCACUUCUUUAUCAUGGAACGCAAUCGUGAUCUCGUUUUAGAAUCCCAGGUUCUUGAUUUUGCUGGACCAGAAGCUUAAAUCGUUAUUUUGUGUUGCAAAAGAACAUUUCUCUCUCUCUCUCUCUCUCUUUCAAAAGGACUGGAGACCCUCCAGGUGGUUCAGUUAAUACGGACACAAUACCUUUCCAUCUCCUGCCUUCCGAAAGAAGACUUUUUCGCAUUUAUGUUGAAAAAAUGGCCAGAAAACAUAGUGUUGCCCUUCCUCUUUUUCCCCAAAUGGGCUUGUUUUAUGGCUGCCCUUAUGGGAACAUUUGUUUUCUGCCCGUGCUCUUCAUUUUAUUGAUUUCCUCUUCCCUGUGUACAGAAAGAAUUAAGGGCACAUAACAUACUCUGUUUGGAGGACCUCCUGUUUUAUAGCAGACCCAUUUUUAAAAUAAAGAUUCUUU
Molecule: messenger RNA, 3322 nt
Organism: Python bivittatus (Burmese python)
Lineage: Eukaryota; Metazoa; Chordata; Lepidosauria; Squamata; Pythonidae
Gene: PMS2
Product: PMS1 homolog 2, mismatch repair system component
Biological process (GO): somatic hypermutation of immunoglobulin genes; mismatch repair
Cellular component (GO): MutLalpha complex
Molecular function (GO): ATP-dependent DNA damage sensor activity; ATP hydrolysis activity; ATP binding
Source: RefSeq, a predicted model, not a curated record